AUGACGAAAACCAAAACGGCUGGGGUGUGCCCUAUUUGUGGUACAACCAGGGACCUUGUUGCCAGACACAUCAAAAAUGUCCAUGGCGUGGCCAACAAAGUUGAACGAGACCUCUUAAAUCGGUUCGUCACCGGCCGGCGGACCCAUUCCGGUGGCAUGUGCCCAGUGAGGGGGUGCUUUGCAAAAGUGGCUCAUGUCCGUAAGCACGUGAUGGCCUGCCACAAGGAGAUGACAAGGGAAAGAAGGGAGAAGUUAUUGAUGAAGGCAAUUAAGAAGGAAUGCCUGAAGGAUUUGGCAAAGCUGAGGGCCUCCAACCCCAACCCCCCCAUGGUCACGCAGCUCAACCUUCAGGUCGAGGCGGAGGAAGGGUGCGGGCGGCCCGCCUGUCUGCUGAGGGACAAAAUUUUAGAGGACCUCCGCGCAGAGCUGGAGUGUGUGAAGAGGGAAUUGGCGGAGCUGUGUGGCGCCGGGAAAGAGGCGGGACCCUCAACUCGCCAGAGGAGGAGGCGGGCGCCUCCCAAAUCCCAAAUGGUCAUUACUGAGUCUUCUGAUGAGGAAGUUGUGGUGGAGACGGGGUCACAAGGACCGCUCCGAAUUGAGGACGAGGAGGACGAGGAGGACCCGUCCAUCCCUCAUUCUGCACAAUUAGAGGUGAUCCAGGAAGAGGAGGAGGAGGAGGAGGGGGAUGAGGAAGAGAAAGAAACGCAGGAUUUAUCGCACCAGGACCUGGAGGACUUUAGACAAAACAUCUCCCUCAUCGCAGGAGACAAAAGCGAGGAACGCACUUUGCCGGUCCACCCUGCCCUGGUGGUCAUAUUUAUGGACCGGAGGAGGGGCAGCACGGAUAAUUUCCGAUUUCCCAAGAGCCUCCAGGAGAAAAUGGAUGAAUACGCCAAUUAUGUAUUCAGGGCAACUGCGGACGUCCAGACCCAGCGGGUCUGGGACUGGACGUUCCUGGACAACCUCGCCAUGAUAAGAGUCUACCCUGCUCUCCUGGAGGCCCUUGGGAAAGAACCCACCACAGUAGUUAUCUUUCUGGCCAACGCGAAGGCCUUUUUGGUGUACCUCAUAAAGUUCGGCCAGAAGAGCUGCCGUAUCUCCAGCCAGCGCAUCAGGAUCCUCCACCACGAGAUGGCUAAACUGGCCCGGGACUUUAGCCGGCAUGUGACAGCGCACCAGCAGGCCGUCAAGGCCAAAAAGCUGGACCGGCUGAUUUCCCGGGAGGACCUGACGCGCUGCAUUGAGGCGUGCAGGGAUGUCAUCCCCACCCUCCUGGAUGAGGUGGAGGCUGCGUCCCUUGAGGACUGUGUGAGCCGCUUCCGGUUCUUCGGACACCUGGCGGCCUACCUGGCCUCCAUUUAUUGCCACAGGUCAUGUGUUUACACAAACCUGCUGGCCAGGGAGGUCAGGGAGGCCAAGGGAGAUGAGAAAGCUGGCUACCUCGUCAAUGUGAGCAACCACAAGACCACAGGUGAAGGCGCCAAAAGAACACGCUCCCCGAGUAAUAUCCAGAAAAGUGUUAAGCGAAUUAAAAGACGCUCGGUGGAUGUAGUACGCUCAGUGGAUGUAGGACGCCCAGUGGAUGUAGGCCGCUCGGUGGAUGUAGGACGCUCGUUGGAUGUAGAACGCUCAGUGGAUGUAGGACGCUCGGUGGAUGUAGGACGCUUGGUGGAUGUAGGACGCUCGGUGGGAUGUAGGACGUCGGGGGGUGUAGUACGCUCGGUGGAUGUAGGACGCUCAGUGGAUGUAGGACGCUCAGUGGAUGUAGGCCGCUCGGUGGAUGUAGGACGCUCGGUGGGAUGUAGGACGCUCAGUGGAUGUAGGACGCUCGGUGGAUGUAGGCCUCGGUGGAGGUAG
Molecule: messenger RNA, 1857 nt
Organism: Knipowitschia caucasica
Lineage: Eukaryota; Metazoa; Chordata; Actinopteri; Gobiiformes; Gobiidae
Source: the annotation of a GenBank genome assembly